Zea mays is the source of this 1652-nucleotide messenger RNA. Its product is annotated as probable E3 ubiquitin-protein ligase LUL3. Lineage: Eukaryota; Viridiplantae; Streptophyta; Magnoliopsida; Poales; Poaceae. The coding region runs from base 481 to 1491 and encodes 336 amino acids. Gene Ontology annotation, biological process: protein ubiquitination. The record is from RefSeq and is a predicted model, not a curated record. The transcript is spliced from 3 exons. Gene Ontology annotation, molecular function: ubiquitin protein ligase activity.
CGUUGCUGCUACAACAUUUUCAGGUCGUCGACUACAACGUUGUCACAACCCCGUCGUUGCCGUGGCCAACCGCGUGUCCAUAGCACCGGUCGACGGUUCCAACUUCCUCUCCUGUCCUCGCCAUCGACGACGCAACUGCACCGUCGUUGCCGUGGCCGCGCGCCGAGCACGAGCAGGGCAGCAGCCGCUUAGCUCACCCCCUCCGUGGUCAUCGCGGCCACCGUCAGGCAUCAGCCAACGCGCAACCUUGUGGGAAAGGCACCCGGACCGUGAAAGACAAUCCGCUCGCUGCCCCGUCCUUCCUUCCCCUUCUUUCUGCUCGCCCGUCGCGUCAGACGACUCCACCGCCCGCGACGACGCGCUCCGCCUGCCUGCCCCCCAGACGCGCCUAAGUAAAACCUCCUCCCCCUGCGCAAGCGUCAGUCGAAUCUCCGGGCCCCGCUUUCCCUUCUCGGCGACUAGUCGGCGCCGCGCGGCUCCAUGGGCGCAUCUUCCAGCCGCCGCCGCCGGGACGACUACUACCCGCCGCCGCACCACUACCCCCCACCGCCGCCGCCGCACCACCACCACCACCCGCCUCCCCCUCCACCGCCGCACCACCGUCCUCCCCCUCCGCCGCCGCCCUCCUCGUACUACUACCACCCCCACCCGCCGCCCCCGCACGCGUACCACGGCCCAUGGCACCCCGCGCCCGCGCCGCCGCCGCAGCAGCCGCAGCCGACCGCGCUGACGGGGCCUCCGCCCGAGUUCGUGGAGCACCAGCAGGCGCAGAAGGUGAAGAACUACGUUAAUCUGCACAAGGACACCAUCAGGCUCGUGCCCGACGGCGCUGACCCCGAGCGCCGCCUCGUCGCCUUCACUUUUGACGCGAUAACCGACGGCAGUGUGACUAUAUAUUACUUUGCCACGGAAGGAAAGGACUGUAGUUUUUCUUCAGUAUACCCAGAAUUACAGACGCCAACAAAGAUACCCUUCGAGAAAGGGUUGGCCCAAAGGUUUAUCCAGCCCUCUGGAUCUGGUGUUGACUUGGGAUUCUUUUCUCUUGAUGAGCUUUCGAGUUCAUCAGGGGAAGUAUUCCCACUUGUUGUUUAUGCAGAAGCAUAUCCAUCUCCAGAGGAAGGUGGCCCGUCAGUAAACGCCACUCGUGCACAGAUUACUCUUGCUGUUUUGGAGAAGCACAACAACGACCUUCAAGUCAAAGUUAUGAAGCAAAUCUUGUGGAUUGAUGGCGUGAGGUAUGAGCUACAGGAAAUUUUUGGUCUUGUCAACUCCACUGAAGCGGAUGUUGCUGAUGCUGAUGCCGAUGACACGGGGAAGGAAUGUGUUAUCUGCUUGUCAGAACCAAGAGACACUGCUGUUAUGCCUUGUAGACAUUUGUGUUUAUGCAGUGAAUGUGCAAAAACUCUACGGUUUCAAUCAAAUAAAUGCCCCAUAUGCAGACAGCCUGUUGAAAAACUAAUGGAGAUCAAAGUUAGAAGUCCUGGGCCAUAAAGGAGAGUUUGCUGAUAUCGUUGCUGCUGCACUAUGUUAUGUAAUUGUCCAUAAUCCUGUAUCAACAUCGAUCUUGAAGUGUAUAGUUCUGUUGAUGGUUGUGAACUUGUGAUGAUGUGGUCUAGAAAUGAACUGUGAAGACCUUUGUUUGGCAUUUGAUC